This is a messenger RNA of Thlaspi arvense, 2073 nucleotides long. Lineage: Eukaryota; Viridiplantae; Streptophyta; Magnoliopsida; Brassicales; Brassicaceae. The record is from the annotation of a GenBank genome assembly.
UCCCAAGGUCAGCAAAAACGGUAUCGUGGCACUUUCGUAAAUCGGAUCACGUUAUAGGGGUAAAUGGCAGCUCUUGCACGUGGUUAAUGGAAACAUGUUGUGGCAAGUUGGUAAAUUACGGCCUAAUCGCGGGUAAAGAUAUAUGCUCCCACGUGCUAGGCCCGGAUGACAAGCGUGACCUCAUGUAGUGGCAAUUUCGUAAUAAUUGGGUCAAAUCGCGGGUAAAUUGGGUAGUCUCUAAUCUAUUUGUUUUACUUUUGGCCAUCACACUAUGAACGAACGUAUUAAAAUCCCAUCUUCUCUGGCACGAGAGAGUUCAUGAUUAGCUUAACCUCCUUCAUCCUCUUCUCCGAUUCCCGGUUUUUUUCUUCCGCCGAUCACUGAGAAAUUUACCCCUUCUUAAUCUUCCGAUCAUUUUGAUCAUCUGCGUCAGCUUAAAAUACUUUUUUUUUAACUCAAUUCAGAAAGUGAAGUUUUUAGCUUUAGCUAACAAAUUUCUGCAACUGUUUUCACGAUUUUUCUCUCCUCCGGAUUCUCACCGUCUAAUCAUUUCCCGGUGAGAGCAUUAUCUGUAUUGAAGGGCAAAGCCAAGUUGCGUCUCUAAUCUAGGCUGCUCGGAGAUUUAGAACUGGUGGUUGGUGCACGCAAGUUCGACUCCUUUUGUUCUAUUAGAUCUGAAAAAAGAGUGCUUCACCGAAGAUUCAGAGACUUCUUUCCGGUUGAAUUAGCUGGCGAAUUGUCUCUUUGAUCUCCCGGGAAAAAAAAAGCAGAGGAAGAAACGAGAGUGAUGACGUCGGGAACGAGAAUGCCGACUUGGAGGGAAAGAGAGAACAACAAGAGGAGAGAGAGACGGCGGAGAGCGAUCGCAGCGAAGAUCUUCACCGGAUUGAGAAUGUACGGCAACUACGAGCUGCCGAAGCACUGCGACAACAACGAAGUGUUGAAAGCACUCUGCAACGAGGCCGGUUGGAUCGUCGAACCCGAUGGUACUACUUACCGCAAGGGAUGUAGUAGACCUGUAGAGCGUAUGGAGAUAGGUGGCGGUUCAGCAACGGCGAGCCCUUGCUCCUCUUAUCAGCCGAGCCCGUGCGCAUCUUACAACCCAAGCCCAGGCUCCUCCAACUUCAUGAGCCCAGCUUCCUCUUCUUUCGCUAAUCUCACCUCUGGAGAUGGCCAGUCACUCAUCCCGUGGCUAAAACACCUCUCGACAACAUCGUCCUCGUCAGCUUCUUCAUCGUCAAGACUCCCUAACUACCUCUACAUCCCUGGAGGCUCCAUAAGUGCUCCUGUAACCCCUCCUCUAAGCUCUCCAACAGCUCGUACACCGAGGAUGAACCCUGAUUGGCAACAAAUCAACAACUCCUUCUUUGUCUCCUCAACACCGCCCAGUCCCACGCGGCAGAUCAUCCCUGACUCGGAAUGGUUCUCGGGGAUUCAACUCGCGCAGAGCGUUCCAGCUUCACCAACGUUUAGCCUCGUCUCGCAAAACCCAUUCGGGUUCAAAGAAGAAGUAGCCUCUGCUGGUGGAGGAGGAGGCGGGUCAAGAAUGUGGACGCCGGGUCAAAGCGGGACUUGCUCACCGGCUAUUCCUCCUGGUGCUGACCAGACAGCAGAUGUUCCAAUGUCUGAAGCAGUAGUCGCUCCUCUUCCAGAGUUUGCGUUCGGGAGUAACACAAACGGGUUAGUGAAGGCAUGGGAAGGAGAGAGGAUACACGAGGAGAGUGGUUCGGAUGAUCUUGAACUCACUCUUGGAAACUCAAGCACCAGGUAGUUCCAGCGACCUGUACAUUUUUUUCAAAAACUCUGAAAAACGGGUCCAACCCAAACCGUUCUCAAAAUAUGUUGCUUCGAUUUUAUUUUUCCCAAUGUAAGGCUCAAUCAAAGUGAAAACACAGCUUCAAAUAUUCGUUUAUUUGUAAACCUUGUGAUUGUACCUUACCUCUGUCACUACCUUUUUCAACCCCUCUUUGUUUCCCAAACCCACCCGGUUAAUUAGCUAACCUAAAACCCGGUUUAGAUGGUUGUAAUCAGAUUCUAUAUGUUCUUGUAGUAUAUCUUUUCGGUUUAUGUUAA